UAUAUAUAUAUAAUUUUUUUAAAUUGUCAACGAGAGCCACUUCAGCAGAUUGUGUUUAUGUGUGUCGAUCUCUACCCUUUUUUUGUCUUUCUUGAACUUCAUUUGUAGACUCACGGUUUCUUUGAGAGACAGUUAUGCGCAAGGUCACAAAGAGUUAAAUCCUGUUUGAUUUCUUUUAGUUGAAAACGUUUAAAAAUGGGGUUUGAUGCAUUUAGAAAAAAUGGAGGACCCACCUACUAUGAUGCUGUCCACAUUCCUUGGGAGACAGAUCUAGUGACGUCGGGGCUCAUAUUUAGCUUCGUCAUAUUGGCGUUUUCUUUCUACAUCAUAUUGCCAGGAAUGGCAGGAAAAGAAAAAUUGUUCUCAUUUAUAAGAAUCACGCUCAGUUUAUUUAUUGGAGCAGUAAUAUUGGUAAGCAAUUUUUCAAUGACCUGGGAGACAGCAAGCACAUCUACACUCACUAAAUAUAAAGCUGGAACUGGACAGGAGGUCAAUGUGUCUAUAGGAGUCAACAUUGGGUUCAGAGGCAUUAAUAUAACACUUAAAGGAGAUGAUGAUCAAAUUAUAGGUGAAACCAUCAAUUAUAAUGAACAUUUCUCAUGGGAAGGACUCCAAGGCAGAUUUGGUUUUGGACCAUUUUCUGGAAGAUUUAACCAAGAAUACCGUGCAGCUCAGCAGAGAGGUCUGCCAUUACCUAUUCUGUGGAUAGCUGAAUAUUUCACCAUUGAUGGUGAGGGGAUAAGGUGGGGAAGACAUUACAGACAAGCAGGAUGGUACUCACAUAUCAUGCUGUGGCUGGCUUUCCCACUUUGGCUGUUGUCCAACAUUUUGUUUUUUGUCUUGCUGAGGUAUGGGGCAUAUUUCUUGGUCCUGACAGGGCUCUCCAUGAUCAUUUCCAACAUUAUCUGGGCGACUCUCAGAAAUGUUGUUGAUCUGGUUAUUCCAUUUACUACACACGAUAAGCUUGAAUUUAGCUAUGGUGGAUCAUUCUGGGUGUGUUUGAUAACAGGAAUUGUUUGUGUGGUACUUGGUAUUGUGGUAUUUCUAAUGGAUAAACUUUGCCCAACUUAUGUGGCUGCAUUUUUUGGUGUGGAUGUUUUACAAGAUUCAGAGAGUAUUGUAGUAGAAGAGGAUGAUGAACAGAUAGUAACAGAUCAAAGUAAAACCAUCCGCAACCAAGGUGGCAGUGGUGAAGGAGCUGACGAUGUGGAUGGUGAAGAUGAUGACUUGUAUCAACCACCUCCCUUAGCCAUUCCUCAGCAAUCUACAGACAGAGACUCAUCUUUUGUCAGACCACCUAUCGUUCGUAAAAAAUCUUACAACACAGCAGAAUUUAGAAUUACCAAGCGGCUUCAGCGACCCAGGCGCAGAGAUCCACCACCUCGACCAGUUACACAUAAGACUGAAGAUGAUGAAGAUAAAAAUCUUUAUCUUAAUGAUAUUCCAAUGAAACAGACCAGUGCUGAAUUGUCUGCUCGGAAUGUUGUCUCGGAGAAUGAUGAGCUAUACACCAAUGGAACUCAGAUUCAGACUUCUGCCAGUAGGUACUAAAAUCUUAAUGAAUGUUAUUAAAGAAGCUGAUCAAGCUACUCAUAACUGCAUUUGUUUAAUUACUGUAUUAAAAUGGACAAAUGUUUUCAUUGUUUCUCAUGCCUUGGUAAUUUGUGAACUGUAAUUAAAUAAUAGGCCUUUAUGUAGAUUUUUUAAACUUCAAAUUUUAACACUUCUGUAUAUUUAGAAACACUUCAAGAAUUAUAAAUUUCAAAAGCUUAUUUUUAUGUUUUUUUUUUAUGAUAUAAACAAUUAUAUGGUACAAAUGUUUCAUUCAAAUGAAAGUUUUUGUUAAACUGAUUCAGAAAUUUUGGUUUAUUUCAUUGUAUUCCAAAAAGUAACAGUAGAAUACUAAUAGGAUAUAGUGAUAUGCUUAAAAAAAAGAUAGAUAGGUUUAUAAUUUUUAAUUUCUUUCAGUACAGAAUAGUAUAAAUUAGUUCACAUUUUAAAUUUCAGAAUCUGCUUUAUUAUAGUGCAACCUAUAUUUUGUUUGUGUAAUUGCAGUAACAUUGUAAAAAUUUCCAUAUGAACCUUAUGUGCACUGCUUUUUUUGGUUUACAGUGUAAUUUCCAUACGAACCUUAUGUGCACUGCUUUUUAUGGUUUACAGUGUAAUGUGGUCAAAUUUCUUGACUUUACCCAAAAAUAUGUUUAAUUUUAUUUUUAUCAUUUAAUAGGAAUUUUAACUGCACAAAAAAUAAAUACGUUACAAAUGUCUACUAUCUUUGAAAAGCAACAACAGUCUGCCUCAAACAUACCUAAUAUUAAUUUUCUUGUUUUGCUUUUUGCCAUUUUAAAAAAUAAAUAAAUUAGAUUUUGUUUUUUUACAUAUAAAAUUCCAAUUCAAAUAGACAUUAAUUUCUAUCUGUAGCCUUUCAAAAUGUGAUAAUAUGUAUCAUUCUUUGUCAUUGUUGGUAAGUCCAAGCCUUAUUAUAUUUAAAAUUAGAGCUGACUAGAUGUAGGAACCUCUUCAAAUCAUUAGUUCAAAAAAACUGUCACCAGUAUUAAUAGAGAUUGUAUUCUAUGAUGUUAUCUGACCACCCAUUGGCUUUAAGUCAAGGUCCUGUUUUUGUUUUCAUAUUCAUUUGCUUGUCAGUGUUCAACUUGGCAAAUAAUUUGGAAACAUAUCAGUAUAUAGACAAUUAUUUUGUACUUUUUCAUUCAAUUUUUGUACACAUAUAUUUUAUAGUGAGAUCUACAGUAUCUCUUGACUGUUACUACAUUCUAAAUAAUAAACUUUAUUGAUGGAUUUUGA
Biomphalaria glabrata is the source of this 2805-nucleotide messenger RNA. RefSeq names its product dual oxidase maturation factor 1-like. The transcript has 11 exons. Gene Ontology annotation, biological process: protein transport. The record is from RefSeq and is a predicted model, not a curated record. Lineage: Eukaryota; Metazoa; Mollusca; Gastropoda; Planorbidae. Gene Ontology annotation, cellular component: endoplasmic reticulum membrane. Bases 196 to 1551 code for a protein of 451 amino acids.